AUGAGCUUAAUCUUCAGUGAAGAAGACCCUGUGUCUAAGCUGUUGGACUGCAUACCCAAGCAUAUCCCUGAACCGCCUGUGAAGCGAGCGAGGGCCCUGCAUGAAAGUGGUGAGUGUUUCCGAGGGGCGAUUUCUUCACAGGCUUACGAAAGCAACGAAGAGAAAGAAGAGGCUCUCUGGAUGCGAGCUCUUGAGAAGUGGCUUGUUAUCCUCACUGAAACGCCCGAAGCUUCAUACAUUGGUGAAACCGUCGCGAUUCAAGAUACCUCCGCUGCGAUUGAGACCUUGAGAGAACUCUUCGGUCGAAAGAGUGGAAACACUGUCUUGAAGCGGGGAUCUUCGCUUGUGAAUUAUGUUGCUUGGGGCCAGAAGAACUUUAGGGAUGAUAAUGUCUUGCCUUUCAAGUCGGCGCAGCUGGAUGCAUACUUGAAACACCUCAAGAACGAGAAGCGUCCUGCCAGUGCCUUCACAAGUUUCCAGGAGUGCGUCAACUUUGCCAUACAUGUUGUAGGNNACUGGAGCCAGGGAAUCAUUGGGCAAGCGCUUCGCACUCGAGCAGAGCGCAAACAAGCUACUGUCUUGACUGUUGCGUUUGUUGCGGCCUUGGAGCGCUUGCUUGAAGAUGAGGGCUUAAAUGGGUUUGACCGCUAUGCCUGUGGCGCGAUCCUUUUCGGGAUUUACUCUCGGAGCAGGGUGUCUGACUUGAAGAAAACUUUUGGUUGGUUUCUUGAUUUCAGUCAGCUCUCCGACGAAGAGGAGGGAUACAUUGAGUGUCGCACCCGUGAUCACAAGACGGCAAACGCGGUCGCACAG
This is a messenger RNA of Symbiodinium sp. CCMP2456, 813 nucleotides long. The record is from the annotation of a GenBank genome assembly. Lineage: Eukaryota; Dinophyceae; Suessiales; Symbiodiniaceae.